Myodes glareolus (Bank vole) is the source of this 487-nucleotide messenger RNA. Lineage: Eukaryota; Metazoa; Chordata; Mammalia; Rodentia; Cricetidae. The record is from RefSeq and is a predicted model, not a curated record.
AUGAAGACUCUGGCAUUCACCUUGGCCGACAAGAAACCCAAGGAAGGAGUCAAGACCGAGAACAUCAACCAUAUUAAUUUGAAGUUGGCGGGGCAGGAUGGCUCUGUGGUACAGUUUAAAAUUAAGAGGCAUACACCACUUAGUAAAUUAAUGAAAGCCUAUUGUGAACGACAGGGUUUAUCAAUGAGGCAGAUCAGAUUCCGGUUUGAUGGACAGCCAAUCAAUGAAACAGACACACCUGCACAGUUGGAAAUGGAGGAUGAAGAUACGAUUGAUGUGUUCCAGCAGCAGACAGGAGGUGUCUACUAAAAAGGGAACCUGCUACUUUACUCCAGAAUUUUGUUAUAGACCAAGAAUACAUUCGCAAUUAGAAAGCCGCAAUUUGGUUCCACCACAUCCUGACUACUACAGUAUAGUUUUCUCUAUUCUUUCAUUUCCCUGUCCCCAUUUCUUUAUUGUACAUAAAGUAACUGGUGUAUGUGCACAA